UAUAUUCAAUCAGAAUAAAGGCGUUGAGGGGUGGUUUUGACUUCACAUACCAAAAUUCGCAAAUUUGUAGCAUAAAAGCAAGCAAGUAAAGCGACAACGCUAAUUGAAUCCUAUAUAAUUUUGCUUGAUUCUACGUGAUUCGUAUCUCAGUCAUAUCGAUCAUUAGACCAAACCCAAUCUAAUCAUCAUUUCCUCAUCUCAAUUCAUUUCAUUAGCAAAACCCACGCCAAAAAUCCAAUCCUAUCACCACGUGACACAAAUCAAGACUUCGGACAAACUCAGGGUAAAUCCGAAGCCAGUUCCCGUCCGUCCCAUCAAAACUCUGGAUAUCAACAACAAAACAUAACCACAUCUUCCGGAGUCAACACCGAAAGAAUAUUUCAGAUAUUCACAAUGGCAGCCUUGAUUAAAGCAAUUAAUGCAAAGAUUCGUAGUAACCCGGCGGUUAGCUAUGUUUGUUCUACUCGUAAGUUAUGAUUUUAUUUUCGAGAGGGGGAGAGGGAGAGAGGAGGGAAUGUUGUCUUUGUUUGGAUUGUAGUGGAGGGGGUGGAUGGUUAAGGAAUGGUAUGGGUAUGGGUAAUGGAAGAGAGUAUCGCAUUGGGUAGGGGAUUGGGAUUGAUUGGGAGGUGAAGGAGAAUGUGAAGGUGGAAGUGGCAGAUAUUUGAGGGAGGUUGAGCGGGGUGCGUGGGGAAUUGCCGGAUUGGAGUGCAACUUAGAUGAUGGAUAUCGAUAGAGCAUAGGCAGUACGCAGAUAAUCAGUUGAACAUCUACUAAUAAACCUCACCAGAUUUCUGGGGUCCAGUUUCUAACUUUGGAAUCCCGGUUGCUGCCGUAAUGGAUACUCAAAAGAGUCCUGAUUUGUACGUCCCCCACUCCUCAUUCUCUCACCACAACCACAAAAUCUAACCUCACAUAGAAUCUCCGGCAAAAUGACCCUAGCACUGUGCAUCUACUCUGCAACUUUCAUGCGUUACUCCCUCGCCGUAACACCACUUAAUCCACUUCUCUUCCUCUGUCAUUUCGUAAAUGAAGGUGCGCAACUUACGCAAGGGUAUAGAUGGAUGCAAUAUCAUAAGUGGGGAGGUAAAGAGGCAGAAGCUAAACAGAAGAUUGGAUUGGGAGUUGAGGGGGUAAAGGAGAGUGUUGUGGAGGCGGUUAAGAAGGUUGAGGGGAAGGUUGAGAAGGCUAUUGGGAAAUAAGAGGGUUAACUUGAGAUGGAGGAGGGAUGUGGAGGGAUAUGCUGUUUGUGGGUGGCUUUCGUGCAAGAGUGGAUAUUGGUGUAGUAGGAAAUGGUAGAAGCUGAUGGUGGGGGAUCAAAUAGAUAUCAGAGGAUACGUGCAUGCGUGCGUGCGUGUGUGGUGUGCGAAAGUGCAAAAGUGCAAAAGUGCAUUAUACCUAGAGGAGGCAAAUCAAAGAAGAGAGUCAGACAAAUGAGGAAGAGAAAUGAAGAAUACAGUUACGAGCUGAUAACUACUCAAUGAAAAGAAAAGAAAAGAAAAGAA
Messenger RNA from Sclerotinia trifoliorum, 1502 nucleotides. NCBI's taxonomy places the organism in Eukaryota, Fungi, Ascomycota, Leotiomycetes, Helotiales, Sclerotiniaceae. The record is from the annotation of a GenBank genome assembly.